AUGAGUGAGAAUAGUGUGACAGGCACGGCGCAAUCCCUACCUCAAAUGUUCUCUCGGUAUCGUGGAAUGCCAGGUGCGACAACUGGCGACGUCGAAAUGGCCGCACCACCAGCGCCUGUGCAUAGCAUCGGAGAGCAGAACCCCUCGAUCGCGAGGAGCCGUUCUCGAUAUCAUCGAAAUCGGCCACAGUCAAGUGGAAAUGUCGCACCUCCUCCUGCAAUCCCGGGCUACGCUCGGACUCAGCUGGAGCAGCGAGGUGAGCUACGACAAAAUGAACGGGCCGCAACUAGUCGCCCUUUGGCGGAGCAAGAUGAGGAGGAAGAGGAAGCACGUGAGGUGCACCGACAAGGUGCGAUGGAACAAUUGACUGGAGGGGAGAUCUCGGCGCAACAACCCCGAUCGGAACCUGUCCCGGCGCGCCCCCCGCACAGUUCCCACUCAUCGAACGAUGAGCAUCGCAAGUCUUUCUUCCAGAAGGUCAAACUUUCCCGAUCCAAGGUCCACCUCAAGAGAACCGAGUCCCCCCCAAGAUACAUCGGGGUGGGCGGAACCGGAAUUGUUCCAGGAGUUGAUGCUCCUGUCAGCGCUGUCAACGCCGGAGAGCGACAUGCCCUUGUCAGAUAUGGAGAUGCCGUCGCGGAUCUCACUGUCACCCCGUCAACUCAAGUCCGGGAUUUAUUGUUAGAUGCCACUAAGCACUUAUCUCAGGACAUUGAUGCGGACAGAUUCAUUCUCAUGGAGUCUUUCUCGCAAGUUGGCCUAGAGCGUCCCCUCCGCCGCUACGAGCAUGUCCGGGAAGUCAUGAAUUCCUGGUCACACGAUGCAGAGAACCAGUUCAUCGUUAUUCCCCCUCCAGCGUGGAAGCCCUCGCUCAGCUCGAUGCUGGGAAUGCCUCCACGUCGUCGCAAGUGGGAUAAGCGAUAUGUUACUCUGCGUGCUGAUGGACAAGUGACAAUCUCAAAAAAGGAGGACACCGAGGACCGAACCAAUAUCUGCCAUAUAUCCGACUAUGACAUCUACUUUCCUAGCGCUCGGGCGCUGAACAAGGAUAUCAAGCCACCCAAGAAGCUGUGUUUCGCAAUCAAGAGCCAGCAAAAAUCAUCCAUGUUUCUGUCGACCGAAAACUUCUUGCACUUUUUCUCGACCAGCGACAAGUCUAUCGCAGAUACAUGGUACCGGGCAGUACAGAAGUGGAGAAGUUGGUAUCUUGUCAACAAGAAAGGAGCAGCCCAGAAAGCAGAGACCGAGAAACUUGUGCAGCGCGCCGGGACGAAGAAAUCGACGCAUGAGCCGAGAAAUGUGUACAACGAAGUCCCACUCCUAGAACGAGAGACUUCGGCUGAAUCUUCGAGGCGCGAAAGCUCUGAUCAACGGAGGCCGACAAGCUCCAAAGAGUACUUUGCUCGGAAGAAGACUCUUCGUGGAUAUGUGCCCCCUCCACCUUCAUAUUCCCAGACUAUGAUGCUCGACGCCGAAAUGGACGGGCCUUUCGGCGACAAGCAGGCAUUGAUUUCAGGUAUUUCUUCGCCCGAGGAAGGAGAAUCUGCUUUUGCACCAUCCGGACUCCUAGGCCGAACCUACACCCAGCGACAAAAUGCUAUGCGGGAACGGGAGGAUCGCGAUAAAAGAGCCAAGCAAGAAGCCUUUUCAGGCGUUGGCUUUAUGAGCGGAGGAUCCACACACACCCCCGGCCACGACUCAAACCCCAACAGCCGGACCAACACAAUGACUCGUGCUCCCGAUUCAUCCAAUUUCACUCGAACCCCAUCUCUUAAGCAAAAGCCUCUGGUUGACCUAACCCCAGUCUUUGUCGAGCCACCGCAGCAUAGCCGCAAGGGCAAGGGUCGCGGCGUGAAAGUCCAACCAGGCAUGCAACUGAUCGACGCUGCCACUGGUCCGGAUCAGCCCCCGGGAGGAAUCGCCAUCCCACCCGCGACUUCUUGGAGACGGCCGGCCGCGGACACCACACCUCAGCGGCGAAACACUGCCCGCAGCGUCCGUCAUCACUCAAACAAAUACGCGGCCCCGAUUUCUUCUGAAGGAAGCCCGGAAGCCCAGUUCACUGCAAACAGUUUGCUGGCACAUUCAGCCAGCACUACUAGUCAUUGGAAUCCACGCACCGGACAUGGUGUCGCAACGGGUGAUCGCAAUGCCACACGGCCAUUGCUGGAUAUGUCUCCAGAGAAUCCCUUUGCAGAUGGCAGUCUGCUACGGCAGCUGUAG
This is a messenger RNA of Penicillium psychrosexuale, 2223 nucleotides long. RefSeq lists its product as uncharacterized. The coding region runs from base 1 to 2223 and encodes 740 amino acids. The transcript has 2 exons. NCBI's taxonomy places the organism in Eukaryota, Fungi, Ascomycota, Eurotiomycetes, Eurotiales, Aspergillaceae. The record is from RefSeq and is a predicted model, not a curated record.